UCACGUGACCACAUAUCCCAAUCGGAAGGGAAGGACACGGCAGCCAUUGUGGUUGUCAGUGUCGUCGGGAAGACCUUGCGGUAGCGAAAUCUGGACAGUUUCUAGCCCCAAUAGGGACACUAUUGUGAUGUUUUAACCAUCUAUUAGAGACGUAGCACAUUUCUGAACACUCGGAACUAUCUUAUAACUGGUAUGAAAAUGGUGGUAGGCGAGGAAAGGACGUUCAUGUACGGGUUGUGUUUGCUGUUGUGUGUUAUGUUAUGGUUCGGUUCAGCGCAGUGCAUGGUAGGGGAGGACGCUGCUACAGAGUACACCAAGGCCUUCGUCAACAUCACCUACAGAGACUCCUCCACGAACAAGAUCCACUCGGAGAAGGAGGAGGUCGGCGUGUACGGUAAGAACAGCCCCACCAUCGAGGCGCGCGGCAUCGUGGUGAACGUGGGGAACGCCUGCCAGCCGCUGCGCCACAUCACGCCGCCCAAGACGCAGUGGAUCGCCCUGGUGGUGCGCGGCAUCUGCGACUUCAGACACAAGAUCAACCACGCCAAGAGCCUGAACGCCACCGCCGUGGUGGUCUACAACCACGAGCCGUCGCCGCCGGAAACCAUGGCGCAUGAAGGCACAGGCAACAUCGUGGCCAUCAUGAUCUCCCGCGCCAAGGGCCUGGAAAUCGUCACGCUGCUGGACAACGGCACGCAGGUCAUGAUGCACAUCACCAUGGGAACGCACACCCGCUACAAAGUCAUCGACAAAACCUCGGUCCUCUUCGUCUCCAUCUCCUUCAUCGUGCUGAUGAUCAUCUCUCUGGCCUGGCUCGUGUUCUACUACAUCCAGCGGUUCCGCUACGCCCACGCCCGCGAUCGCUCGCAGCGGCGCUUUGCAACGGUGGCCAAGAAGGCCAUCACAAAAAUCCCGGUGAAGACAAUACGGAAAGGGGACAAGGAGGUGGAAUGGGAGCAUGACAGCUGUGCGGUGUGCAUCGAUAACUACAAGCCUUCGGAUGUGGUUCGGGUCCUCCCCUGCAAGCAUAUAUUCCACAAGCUGUGUGUGGACCCCUGGCUGAUCGAGCACAGAACUUGCCCGAUGUGUAAGCUGAACAUCCUCAAGGCUCUGGGCUACCUGGUGCCCAGCAGCACGGAGAGUCUGAACAUCGACGUGGAGGCGACCACCACCAACGGCUCCUUCCUGGGGAACGAUACCGAGGACGAGUCGGUGGACCAGGACUCGGCCUGGAACAACAUCGUCACCGUGGCGCUGCCUCCGCCCGACCCGGUGGUCGCCCAGGAGGGUCAGGGAGGGGACCAGGGUACGGAGACUGACGAUGACCAGCCUCGGGCUGCUGUGGUGACGUCUGAAACAGGCACAGAGAUGACGGAGAGAUUACCUACUGGAGAAGGGGAGCAGGAGACUGGUACACAGGGGAUCCAGGUUUCUCCUACUGACCAGCCUGCUGCAGACAGCAACGCCAACCCUGCGGUGACCGUGUGACGACAACAAGGGUUGUCGUAAUUGAAGGAGUAGGGUUGCACAUGCUACCCACAUUCUCCUUGUCAAAUAUAUAAGAAUAUGUAAGCUGUGUAUGUGCUAUCCUGUUAGCAUCUACUAAGACAAAGUUUGUUUUUUUCAUGCAAUGCUGUGUAUGCAGUUAAGACCAAGUUCCAAAACAACUCAUCCUCCUAGCAUGGGCUAGAUACAUAAUAAGCAGAUUGUAUAGUAAGCCAUAGCUAUAGCUACUGGUACAUAUGUAUCUAUUGCCAAAAGAAACAACAAACAACAAGUGAAAAGUUGAAAGUAUGGAAACCUUUCCAUCAGUCAAUAGAAAUAAGACAUGUAUGUAAUUUCUCCAGAAGAGUUUAUCUAAAAAAAUAUUACUUGGUAAUGCAAAAAGAAGUAUUAACAAUGAUUAGAAAUGUAUCUAUGAGAGGUCACAUGUGAUAAUCAGAUCAUUAAAUUCAUAACCACGAAGUUUAUGAGAAACAGAAUAGGACAAGAGGGUAAGUAGUUAACAGUGACACAACUAAUAUUACAGUUAACUUUCUUUUCUGUUUGAAAUUAGAAUGAUGUCAAUGUCCAUUACAUAACAACUCAUUAAAUGAAAAAAAAUUACGUAAGAGAUGUUUUUGAAGUUAGUACUGAAAGUAAAUUUAGUUGUUACUUAAACACGUGUAUUUGUUACCAGGGUAAUAUCAGUUGUGUAAAGUGCGGUUUGGGGAAUGAUUCAGGCAGCUUCGCUCUUUCCUGAUCAUUUUGUAAAAUCAUUAUCAUAGUUGUUUUCAUCCCUCAUCGUUUUUAUUUGGAAAAAUAGAUGUUUGACGAAACACUUUGUACCGAGUAAUCUAAAUUCAGAAGCGAUGGGCACUGAAAAGAAGUGCUUCUUGGUACAGAGUACAGACUGUGGUGAUACUAGUGCCAAACAUUCAUCCCAUGCAACACCUUAUCCGGGAUUCUUUGUAUAGAAAAUUAUAGUCUGUGUGUCCAAAAUGUGUUUGUGAUGUAGUCUGGACAGUGCAUUCCUCUCCCAAAAGGUUAUGUAUGCAUAACCCUAACUACUAGCUCAUUUCCAUAUCGGAUUGAAAUUGUUUCACCUUAACACAGAAAGGUCAUACAGUGUAUGGCUGCUUGUCAGAGAGGGACACAACUAAGUAAACACAUUUAUCGCAUAUAGGUUUCCUCUUACUUAGAACAAUGCAGACAAAUUCACACCUUUACUUCUGGUAAUGCCAAUAGUAAUUAUUCGCAUGAAAGCUCAUGUAAUACAUAUUGAAGAUUUUCCACUGUCAUACAACACCAAAAAUAGUAACUAUUAGUAUAAAGUACGGUUGUCAAGUUGUGAUGAAAGUAGGUUGAGCUGUACUUAAGUUGAUCUAUGUUGUUUUCUUCAUGACAUGAAAUUCUAACAUCAGCAAAAUAGUGUAGCCAAAGAAAUUGGAAAGGUUAGAAACAAAAACAGAGCCAUAAAGGGCAGUGAACGGAUUAUGAUUUUGGUAUUGAUCUAAGUCCUGGCUUUUUUUAUUAAACUUUUAAAGCCUUGAUAUUUACCUGUAUUAAUGUUUUGUGUGUAGAAACAAAGUUGGGGUUUGGCUGUUGGUGCUCACAGUCAAUGUAGACAGACUAGACUUCCAUGCACUUCACAGCUUGGCCAAUUUGAUGUCAUAGAUUUCAGAAUAGAAGCUUACAGGGUAAGGCAAUGAAUACAUAAUUUUGUCAGAUGAACUGUAAUCAUAUCUGAGAAGUCUGUACAGUAGAGAGCUACAUGUAUAACUCGUUUCCUUUGAGAGACAUAGAAGAUUGUUGGUUGAUGGUUCAUAUUGUGUUGCCAACUGUGUAAAUCAAGCUUCAGGAAUUAUUAGUGGGUCUCUAUAACCUGCCAUACCGACCGACUAUACUGCUGUUUGUUUUUUCAUCUUUGUAAAAGAGAACACCAAUGUUUUUCAGUUUUCUAGCCUUGCAACCAGGAGAUAACAAUUAAUCCCCUGUGCUUGUUUUGAACAUGGUUGGCAGCAUUAUUUGAAAAAGGUUUGUUUAAGCCAUGAGUCGUAAACCCAGGUUCAUAAGUAAUUAUUUUGUAUAGAGAUUACAUAUAUAUAUAUAUGAUAACUAGUACAAUGUACUACGGUUCUUUGUGGUAGAGAACUCACCUUCCAAUGACAGCAGGUCAUACAGGAUCAGUCCAUCAUGCAUAUGGGGGAGGGGCAGGGCUGACAUUCAACUUCAGAUCUGUGAUUGAAUGAUAGGAUGAUGGAAAUGUUUGCUGUGAUUGAUGGACACCUGUCUCCAGGCUUGAGGGAUGUGAUUGACAUGUGAUUCGGUGUUGGGUUGGCUGUGCAGCACUGGUUGCUGCCCAUGUCCGUGUACCUGUACUGUUGUGCGCUGAGUUUUGGAAAUGUGGGAAAUGGGAAAUGAUAAAACUGAUUUGAUGUAAGUCAUAGUUCACCCAUAACAUCAGUCGUAAAAUUGGCAUUAAAGUUAAUUUCUUCUCAAGCUGAAAAUGCAGCUGAAAAAAAGUAAAAAUCAUAUUUGUGAGGUCUCAGUAACUGUGUGCCCUAUCCAAUCCUAAACAUGUAGAUAUGUUCAAUAGGGGAAGCUUGUGCAUUAUUUUGAUAUAAUAUAUAUGAUCCUAGACCUGGUAGCCAUACAGUGCUGGAUGCUAAGGUGGUAACUACUAUAUGCUGGGAUAGAAUGUAGACAUUGCAAUUAUAAUGUAUAUCUUAUGUGACAGGUAGUAGAAGAUGCUACAGACUGUAUAUUGAAUAUCUGGGUUUACGCUGUGGUACAAAAUGUAAUUCUAAGACAAUUGUGAAACAAAGAUCAUUGUGAACAGGCUACGUGAAUUUUUGGCAACUUGAACUGUUUGCCUCAGCAAGGGGUUCAGUGUUGUUUGAUGUUCAGGUACCUCACAGGUUCUGUGAGAAAAAGAUUGAUUUUGACACAGCUAGGUCCUGUGUCAAAUAAUGUAGUGCUGUACAAUUGUAUACAUGUAUGUUAAAAUCAGUUUUGCUUUUGUGCUGUGCAUCUACAUUUGAAAACCCCCGCCCACCCUUACCAUUGUGGCCACCCACAUGUAACAUUAUCUCAAGAAUGUGGUUGAAGAUUCUAUUGUACAUGUAAAUAAUGUUCACGUAAUGCUGUAAGUCUUUGAACGUGUAGAGCAAGUAGACAACUUCAUUAUUCCACCAGAUGGUGUCAGUGUCAUGAGCUGUCUCCAAGUGUGACAGAAAUUGUAGGCAUGUAAACAAAAGCACCUGAUAGUAUAUGUGAUCACUUCUAAAUUAGGAGCUUAUUUUUGUGCACAAAUGCAAUAAAUAAUCAGCACUGAAAU
This is a messenger RNA of Branchiostoma floridae (Florida lancelet), 4819 nucleotides long. RefSeq names its product RING finger protein 150-like. NCBI's taxonomy places the organism in Eukaryota, Metazoa, Chordata, Leptocardii, Amphioxiformes, Branchiostomatidae. Bases 193 to 1488 code for a protein of 431 amino acids. The transcript is spliced from 7 exons. The record is from RefSeq and is a predicted model, not a curated record.